Molecule: messenger RNA, 6723 nt
Organism: Anopheles darlingi
Lineage: Eukaryota; Metazoa; Arthropoda; Insecta; Diptera; Culicidae
Product: retinoblastoma-like protein 1
Exons: 9
Coding region: 958-4119 (1053 amino acids)
Biological process (GO): regulation of transcription by RNA polymerase II; negative regulation of G1/S transition of mitotic cell cycle; cell differentiation
Cellular component (GO): nucleus; chromatin; transcription regulator complex
Molecular function (GO): RNA polymerase II transcription regulatory region sequence-specific DNA binding
Source: RefSeq, a predicted model, not a curated record
CGCGCUCUCCACAGCGCAAAAUGCCGCCCGCCACCGCCUUUUUGCUGUUGUUCCAUCCCGUCGAAGAAAGCGAACAAUAAUCCCACCGUGUAGUGCCGCCGUGAAUCCGUGAUCAACUUGCACCGAACUAUCCCCUCGCUUCCCGCGCCACGGCCAGUGAAUCGCGCGCAAAGUGCCCGGAAUCGCGCCAGAAGUUACCACGAAGGCGGGAGUUGGACGCGCAAUUAUUAGCGCGAUAAAUCGCAAGAGUGUGUGAGUGGGGCUGGUGCCGUGCGUGCGUGUAUGCGCGGUCGUUGUUGCAACAAAAGCCGGGCUCGUUCGCUGGAAGUUGGACAGUUUUCCUCUCGAGACAUCGGUCAUUAAACCUACAAAGCAGCUAGCGCCAGUCGGAUGGGGUUGAGGCUCUUCCAGCAGAAACUUCCCAGUAGCAACAGCAGCACCAGCAGCGGGGGGACACCUCCUCUGGCCCCAACGAAACACCGAAAAUCAGCCUCCGCCGAAAGCACCGUGUAGUGAAGGUCGUCCUCCGGUUUUCCAUCCUACUGCCGCUUUUUGGGAAGGAAACCAGAACAGCAUCCAGGAGCGGGUCGGAGUUUGUUAUUUUUCACGGUGAAGAGCGAGUGCCGUAGUGGACGGGGGUGUGUUUGAUUGUAAACCGUGCGUUAGGUGGCGCCCCUCGCGUGGACACAAACUCCCUAAGCGAACGUGUAUUUCGCGUGACAAGCACGUUACUGUUCACGAACUAGGAAGUAGAUAAGUCCUGUGUGUAGAUUAAACAAAGACAUUAAGUUAAGGAAAGUGAACUUUCCCCACUCGCCGGGGAAAACGGACAAAAAAACUCGAUCACCGUUGCAAUUACAUCAUCGGUCUGACUAGUAGCAAAUUGCAAUUGCACCUUCAAUUGUCUAUAAUUCGCCGGCGUGCAGCAAAGCGAGCACCAGCCAUAGCAGCUUCACGAUGACGACCACCGCCGAGGAAGGGGCCAAUUCGUCGAUCGCGCUGCGUGAAACGCACCGGAAAAUCUGCCGGGCACUUAACAUCGAUGCAAACACCGAGGAUCGUUCCUGGGAGUCGUUCGAACAGACCCGUGCCCAGUAUGACCUUACGGGCGAUCCAUUACAUUGGAUGUGCUGCUCGUUGUACGUCGCUGGGCUGCAGGAAAUCCGUCCAACCGUCGGCAAUCCGGAUCGCUACUUCCAGGGCAACGGUGUCCAUAUCACGAACCUGCUAAAGCAGUGCGGAAUCAACAUUCAGGAGUUUUUCAUUAAAAUCAACGAUUGGUCAUCGAUCACAUCGUUGCCGGCUCGGCUCAAGUCGCAAAUCGACAACCUGCAGCACGAGUUCACGGUGGCGAUCGGUGCGUAUACCGCGUUCAACGAGGACUUUCCGCGCAUCUUCAACGAUACGGCGCUUACACCGGAGGAACCGAAGCGCAACAAGAAGGCCAAACCGAACCCCUGCUCGUACAAUCGGUUGCGCGAGUUCAGCUGGGUGUUGUUUCUGUGCGUAAAGGAGCAACACCAGGAGCAGCGACGCGAUCGUACCACCGUCAUGAACCUGGCGGUCUGCGUGAUGGAUCUCAUCUACCGGAAUGUGGUGGCGGAAGAACGGCUGGAACUGCUGAAUCCCAACAUGCUGAUCCCGGUCAGUGGCGCGGAUGCUGUUGCUGGUGGGUCCACAGCCGACGGUGGAACGGCCGCUCUGCUCGAGGCUAGUCGACAGAACAACAUUAUUGCGAUGUUGUGCAGCGAGUAUCCGACGUGUAGCGACAGUGUCGCCGAAACGAAUCGGACCAUCUUUUUGCCAACGCUUGGCAGUAUGUUUGGUACGAAAGAUUUGCGCGGUACCCGCAAAUCAUCCGCCACAGGUGAUGGUGACGAGGAGGAACAAUUUCUGAAUCUGCUGACGGUUGGUAACUUCGAUGAGAACCUCAAAUCGCUGAACCGCCGCUACGAGCGGUACAUUCUGCAGCGCGGUAUGCUGGAUGAACGGAUUGCCUUGAACACGCGUAUGACCAACUCGAACCUGCGGCAGCGCUGGUGUGUAACGAACCAUCCGAGAACACCGUUGAGCGUAAAGUCGCUCGCCGGUCGCACCAUGCCGAUGCCGGCCGGUAUAAACGAGUACCCGGCCAGUGGUUCGAAUGCGCUCGUCCUGCGCGGUACGCUCAAUCAGCUAAUGAAGAAAAUUCAGGGCCACAAGCCGGGUCAACCGCGUGAUUCGUUCUUGAAUCUGCUGAAAUCUUGCGCCCCGAAUCCGCUCGCUAUGGUGUUGGAACGCGUGGUUCGUAUGAGGGCUCGCUUCGUUGGACGGCUCACGCAGGAGGGUUGGAAUGCGCGGAAUGCUGAGGCACGCUUCGAUAAUAUCGAGGCACUGUACUAUCAGCUGGUGGAGAACAUCAUUCCGUGGGAGCGGCGCAAACGGACGAACCUGACACCGUCGAAGGUGAUCUACGAAAUGUGUGCGAACGAUCUGUUCAACGAGACGGCCAUCGUGUGCGCGGCUGAGAUCAUUAUUCGUCUGCGCCAGGAACAGAACAGCUUCCCGUGGAUCCUGGGCGUGUUUGAAAUGCAGCCGCUCGAUUUCUAUCGCAUCAUCGAGGUGACGGUGGUGGCGAAUAGCGAGAUCCUGACGACGGAUAUCGUGAACCAUCUGCGUAGGGUCGAAGAGCAGGUGAUUGAUUCGCUCUGCUGGACACGUUCCUCGGUGCUGUGGGAGAAGAUGGAGAAAGAGAACUAUCAAAUCCCGCAAAAUAAGGACGUCGAACAGAGUGCCCAGAUUGCCGGUGUCACUCCGCUGAAGGGCGAUUGGAUACCGAACACACCGAACAGUGCCAUUCGGGAUGGUUCUUCAGCUACGGCCGGUCCAUCCGAUAGCGGACCAUCUGGCUCUGCGGCUACCGGUCGACAGGUUCCGCAUCCUGAGUCGGCAAAGAAAAAGCUUUUCUUCGAUGCUCCGGCAACUCCCACCAAACCAUCGGCCGGAGGUACUGCCAUGUCCACCUCGUCUUCAGCGUCUGUGGCACCAGAAUCGGCCACGAAGGCACCAGAACGAACUUCAGCGGCUUCAUCUUCUCUGUCUUCGCCGUUUAAAACCGUUGCAUUGGAUGGACAACAAACUGCUGACGGAGGUAAUUGUGCAAAUGGUGGAAGCGAUUCCACUGCUCCGGGACAAUCGAUGGAGUGCUCACCAGUACGAGGACCAAACGGAGCGGCAGGAUCGCAUAGUAGCCGAUUAUUGAAUUUCUUUUUCCGUAAAGUUUAUGUAGUUGCCUAUGCUCGGCUGAAGGACCUUUGUCAGAGCCUUGGAUUGGAUUCCACCAUCAUACAGACGCUUAUCUGGACGAUCUUUGAGUACGCGAUCACUCACAACGCGAAGGAACUGAUGCGUGAUCGGCACCUCGACCAGCUGCUGAUGUGCUCGAUCUUCGUGACAAUUCGUAUCAAAAAGCUACAGAAUACGUUCAAGGAUAUCAUGUCGUGCUAUCAAAAGCAACCGCAAUCUUCUAGCUCCAUCUACCGGAGUGUGUUUAUACGUGACAAACCGGCAUCACCGGAAUCGGCACAGCCGGCAGCAAGCGGAGAUGCAUCGAAUGGCGCACAGGGUGAUGGCAAUGGAAGCGAGGAGCAACAGCAGCAACAGCAACAACAGCAAGAGCGUGUUCCUAUCUCGGCGAUGGCUGGCACGUCGGUUGAGUAUAAUCGGCAGGAGUUUGGUGAUAUCAUCAAAUUCUACAACGAUAUCUACGUGAAGAUAGUGCACCCGUUCGCCAUCAAGUAUUACAAUGCCGACAUGCAAUCGCUCUUCCUCUCGCCAACACCUCGGGCUCAGCCGCGCAAUAUACACAAAUCACCCCGACAAAUCAGAGCCAACAUCAAUUUGUACGUGUCGACCACGGACAAGACCAACACGCUACUGGAUUCGCCGAACGCACACACCUACACCUUUCAUCAGAGUCCCGCGAAGGAUUUGGAGCUGCUUAACCAAAGAGUUCGAGGUUCCGCGGAUACGUGUGUGCGCCGUUUGACCGAACCAAGUGCCUUCAGUGAUCAUCCGGUGCCGAAGGUGCGCCGGUUAAGCAAGAUCCAUCAGGAUCGUCAACAGCACGAUAAGGAUUAGACCGAGGACAGUGCCACGUUCCUUGCUGUUCUUCCGCAAUUUCAACAACGGCAUCAUCGGGAGCAGGACUGACGAUUCGUAUUUGUGAUUUUUCAGACCACAUCAUGCACUGUUUAUGGACUCAAUAGGGACGGCAAUAGGUUUUCUUUCUUGCAAAAUAUUCUAUUAUGUACAGUGCACACCGGCUCCGGCUACGGAGCUCAGCCUAAUUUCGUCGCGGAGGGACUAGGGUGUCAAUUUGUAGUGUAUAAGUUUUAACAUUCUUCUUUUUAUACUUUUCUUUUACUUUCUUCCAAAAACGUAUGAAGCGGGGAACGACUAGGGGUUUACGUAUUGUAUAUACAAGCAAUAUCAAGAUGCUUUUGUUUUGUUUAACAAAAACAAACUUCUAACCCCGGUUAAAUUAAUGGUUUUUCGCGACUCCGAGGUUUAAGCACCGGUUAGAGGAUUGCAGUGGUGGGGACUUUUAAUGAUUGUCAUUUUUUUAACUCAUUACCUUAACAUUAUCUUUUAAUUUACAUCCGAGUACUCUUUCUUUUUUUCCUCCGUUUCCCAUGUUGAACUCAUCUCGCAGCAAACUCCCCAUCCGUUACCAGCGACAAGUUUUGGUGGAUCUCAAUCUGGUCGGUGUCUUCAUACUAUCCUUUCCAAACCAAGGACACAUAAAGGGUCACAAGAUCUCGUUGGCUAAUUUGAUCAUUAUAUUGCGCGCGUGUGUGUGAGAGUAGGAAUGAUGUGUGUUUGUUUAUGUGUGUAUGAUAUGGGAUUAAUUGUUUAUUUAAAAAAGUAAAUUGUCUCCUCGGCGAUCACGCGUUUUUGCGUGAUCCGUAUGUUGAGUUCACGUUGUACGAUUAAAGUGUUUUUGUAUGUUGAAAGUGCACGUUGUGUGCAUUGGAAAAGCAAUAAGUGUUGUUCCCGAUGUGACAUCGCUCUGCUCGAUCUAGUAAAUUCUUAGUAAUAUACCUUCAUCGGUCAAUGCAUUUAAGGCAAAAGGAAAUCAUGAAUCAUCUUAGCGUGUUUGAGUAUGUGUGUGUGUGUACUAGAGUCUAGAAAUUAUUUAUUUAAAAAAUCAUCUAUAUUAUAUUUGGAUCUAUACACUCACUCUCACCAUUUAUAUAACGGUGAUGAUUCGCGCUAGUUAGCUGGACGAUUCCAGAUAAUGAUCGAGAAACAUCCGUUCUUUUUGUAGUAGUAAGGUUCUCUUCUCUUUUUGUGAGAUGCUUACCUUCGGUUUCUACAGGAUUUCGUGAGAUUCCAAUGCUGGUCAGUUCAGCAAGGAAGAAAGAAUCGAUGAAAAUGGAACCGAAGAGUGUAGUAUCCUGUCGUUAAUCACCCGCCAUCCAUAGUGAGGCUUCUUGAAUGUCUCGCUGCCUGGCGUACAUUCUACCACAACACAACCUAACUGUUUGGCAAGGUUUUGAAUGUUUCAAAAUUUGUUUCCUAUAAAAAAAACAGACAAUUCUUGGAGUAGCGAGAUGAGAACAACAAGUUAUGGGAUGAUGGAGCAAGAGAAAAUUCUGUUGGGAGCUGAGGGCUCAAGAAAGCAUUAGUUUUUCUCUUUUCAUCAGUUACCAAAUGAACCAACAUUGCGCCCCCCACACGACGACUCUUUUCAUGAACAAUAUUUCCCAAAAACAAACUAUCAUUACCUAAGCCGGCCCAGCACAGGAACGGGAACCUAACGUUUCAGUCAUGAUCUCAUCGCUGGGUUUCAUUUGUACGUGCGCGUAUCCUCCUCGUUUUCUCUAUGCGAAACAAGCCACUAGAGCUGUGUAGAGGGUUUACCUUCAUCAGUUUGUUGUUUCUUCUGUCUUCAUCCCCUUGUGCAAUAACCGAACGCACUGUUGAUUUCGUUUUAGUUUCUCUAUCGCUUAAGAAAUAUCUUCUUGUACUUUUAACUGUUUGCGGUAGCAACCAUCCGCUCAGUAUAUUUGUGAACCUGGGAGCCGGGCUUUGGGAUAUUAUCAUUUCUUUGUGCAGUUAGUAGUUGUAUGCCUCUUUUGUUUAUCUAUAAUAGAUAUGGAAUCAGACAUCUUGCCGCCACUCCCUCCGCGUAACGACGAAAGGUUAGCGUUAAGAUAGAGUCAUGCAAUCAGACAACUCACUAACGUAAAGCAACCCACCACUUCUUUGUUGCUGCAGAGGCCAACGAUCAACUCAUUCUUGUUUAGAGUCGAGUGAUCAAUUGGUCCUGUUCUCUAUGCCUUAACACAGGUAUCAUCAUUAUUGUCAUCGUCAAGUGCUUCGUGGUGUUUUAGUUACAUUUUCAUUUUAUGCUCGCAUUUAGAAGAAGUUCACUUUAAUUUGUUUAUCGCGUUCAUACUAAUCGCUAACAUGCGCUAAAUGUGAUUUAAAACGUUUUUUUUCUCUUUAUUUUAAAUGUAUGACUACUCAGCCACCAGCUGUCAGUAGCUCUGGUUGUAGUCUGACUUUUAAUAGUUGUUCACAUUUGCAGUUGGGUUUUUUAUCUUCGCUUCAUCCUUUUUUUCUUCGUUCGGACUUAAAGGAAGGAAUUGCCUUAGUCAUUUAACAUGUACUAGUUGUUAAACACUUACUGAACCUACGAUUCCUUCAAUCCCACAAUAAAUAUGAUAUAUAGAGAGC